Messenger RNA from Physeter macrocephalus (sperm whale), 2211 nucleotides. RefSeq names its product RAD9 checkpoint clamp component B (gene RAD9B). Gene Ontology annotation, biological process: mitotic intra-S DNA damage checkpoint signaling; cellular response to ionizing radiation; DNA repair. Lineage: Eukaryota; Metazoa; Chordata; Mammalia; Artiodactyla; Physeteridae. The record is from RefSeq and is a predicted model, not a curated record. Gene Ontology annotation, cellular component: checkpoint clamp complex.
AUGGUUCUCUUCUAUUACAAAUUUUUGGAAAUCGUAUUUGGGAAAGCGAUCCAAGCACUCUCACGAAUUAGUGAUGAGCUGUGGCUAGACCCUUCUGAAAAAGGUCUUGCUUUAAGAUCUGUGAAUUCUUGUCGGUCAGCAUAUGGAUGUGUCCUCUUCUCGCCUGUGUUUUUUCAACAUUAUCAGUGGUCAACCUCAGUGAAAAUGAAUGAUAGUGACACAAUAUCGAAUUUAAAUUGCAAAUUGGGAAUGAAGUCAAUUCUGCCUAUCUUUAGAUGUCUGAAUUCCCUCGAAAGAAAUGUAGAGAAGUGCAAAAUAUUUACCAGAUCUGAUAAGUGCAAAGUAGUUAUUCAAUUCUUCUGCAGACAUGGUCUUAAAAGGAUUCAUAAUGUGUGUUUUCAAGAAAGUCAGCCUUUGCAAGUUAUUUUUGAAAAGAAUAUGUGUUCUAAUACACUAGUGAUUCAACCAAGAGUGCUUGCUGAGGCAAUUGUUCUUUUUACAUCGAGUCAAGAGGAAGUUACUCUUGCUGUUACUCCACUGAACGUUUGCAUUAAGAGUUCUAAUGAGGAAUCAAUGGAUUUGACCAAUUCUGUAUACAGUGAGAUGUUUGUUGGGCCAGAUGAGUUUGACUUCUUUCAAAUUGGAGUCAACACUGAAAUAACAUUUUGCUUCAAAGAACUGAAGGGAAUGCUGACAUUUUCAGAAGCUACACAUGCUCCUAUAGCCAUUCAUUUUGAUUUUCCUGGGAAACCCAUGGCCUUAAGUAUUGACGAUAUGUUAUUGGAAGCCAACUUUAUUUUGGCUACAUUAGCUGAUGAGCCAAGUAGAGCAUCUUCUCCACAAUCACUGUGUCUUUCACAAAAACGAAAAAGGUCAGAGCCGAUACAUUCAAAUUCAGAGGCUGGUAAAAAUGUAACCAGCAAGGACGCAGAGUAUAUCUCGAGAAAAGCAGUACCCAGAAGGCUUUAUUCUGAGACUCGCACGAACAUCUCUUCAUUGGAAAACCGUGGCAGCCCUUUAAUGGAAAGAGCGAACGGAGACAUUAGUGAGGUACCAGAAAGCAGUGUCAGUGACACAGAGGAAGUGCCAGGAUCUUCAUAUCUCAGGAAGUUUUCUUGCAUGUUCUUUGGAGCAGUUUCUUCUGACCAACGAGAACACUUCAACCACCCUUUCCACAGUCUGGCAACAGCAAGUGACAGUGAAGAGGACGUGAAUAAUGGCAGUUUUUCCACAUUCUAACACUUAAUGAUGGCUGAGCUGGCCCCCCACCCAUUUACUGGCUCACUUGCACUUCAAACACAUUUUCACACUUAAGCCUAUGAAGAUAUUGUCUUGGACUUCCUUGAAAUGGAUAAUGGGCUGCUGGUUUUCUAAACAUCUUCUUAUACAACUACCAUAUCUAGAAAUAGCUGCUUGUCAAGUAAAUGUAAUCUGCUUUAAAUCCAUUAUGCUUCUUGGGAGGGAGAAGAGUUUUCUGUGCAGGGAAAAAGCUCAUUAGAAUUCUUCAAUUCAGGGACUUCCCUGGUGGUGCAGUGGUUGAGAGUCCCCCUGCCAAUGCAGGGGACACGGGUUCAAGCCCCGGUCCGGGAAGAUCCCACAUGCUGCGGAGCAACUAAGCCCGUGUGCCGCAACUACUGAGCCUGCACUCUAGAGCCCAUGAGCCACAACUACUGAAGCCCGCAUGCCUAGAGCCCAUGCUCCGCAACAAGAGAAGCCACCGCAAUGAGAAGCCCGUGCACCGCAACGAAGAGUAGCUCCUGCUCAACGCAACUAGAGAAAGCCCGCGCGCAGCAAUGAAGACUCAACGCAGCCAAAUAAAUAUUUAAAAAAAUAAAAAAGAAUUCUUCAAUUCAGUGCACAUUCACACUAGAGUUUUUAGCAUUUUCUUUACCAGUUUUAUAAAGGUAUUUAAACUUUCUUUAGCAGCCAUUUAGAGUGCAUCAAUAUGGCUUGUAGAGUUCAGGUAUCUUCUGUGUUUGAUUGCAAACAUUUGAGUUUUGGUGCUUUCAGACAUAGUAAAAUGCCAUAACUUUUUUGGUCUAUUGCUUGUUAUAUUUUGUUAAGAUUUUAAGUAAAAAAAUAUGCUUUUAAAAUUUUGCAGUGUGAUGCAGAAAAGAAGUGAUGCCAAAAAAUUAUUUCUGUAUUAUCUGAUAUAGAACAGCAGCCUCCACUGCCAAGAAAGCCUGGGUUUGGAGGGGAAUGAGGUGGAAG